AUGGGGCCUUCUCAGCUUGCCCGUGCCCCUCGGCCCCGGGGUUUAAGAUUCCGCUACCGCAGGCCAGGGAUGGGCUGGCCUAGGCCUCGAUUUCCCAGGAUGUUCAAGUGUAGCCGUAGAAGGUAUCGGCAGAAACCCCAAGGCCGAACUCCUACCACUGCAGCCACCAAUUUUGCCACCCUGGCCACAGAUAUCAACAACACUCACACCGUCACCACCACCAGUGUGUGGAUCCUUCCACCACCAGUUCUCAGACACCUCUGUCAACCUGGCAGCUUUCUGAUCUUCUAG
Molecule: messenger RNA, 291 nt
Organism: Puma concolor (puma)
Lineage: Eukaryota; Metazoa; Chordata; Mammalia; Carnivora; Felidae
Gene: P3R3URF
Product: PIK3R3 upstream open reading frame
Source: RefSeq, a predicted model, not a curated record